UAGAUCACUCUUAAUUUUUCUGCCUUUUGCAAUCUGGUAUCUUUUUCGUCCACAAGGCGGGAAUGCACAUGAAGAAGUCGGAAGAAUUGACUAAAAAAAUGAGGUAAGGCCUCCUGGCAAAUACAUUUUUCCAACAAGCAAGCCAUGCAGGACUGCAAGACCAUUCUUUGCCUUUCAGUCUACAUCAUCACCUUCGUCACAGGCUUCCCCUGCAACAUUCUGGCCUUCUACACGUUCAGCUGUAAGGUGUGGAGAAAGCCAGUGCCCAUUGACAUCCUCCUGCUCAACCUGACAGUCUCCGACCUGCUAUUCCUUCUCUUUCUGCCGUUUAAGAUGCAAGAAGUGGUCGACGGCAUGCACUGGGACAUGCCGUACUUCCUGUGCCCACUAUCUGGCUUCGUCUUCUACAUGACCAUCUACAACAGUGCGUUUUUUCUCACUGCAGUAAGUGUUGAGCGAUAUCUGGGUGUAGCUUUCCCCAUUCAGCAUUCGAUGAGACGACGACCCAUAUAUGCCGUGAUGGCCUCAGUCUUCCUCUGGGCGCUCUCCAUGCUCCACCUUAGCAUUGUCUACGUCGUGCCAUACUACAACCCAGCUGGGACAGGGCCACCGUCUAGGAAUGUGUGUUAUGAAGAGUUUACAGAUGCCCAGCUGCGAAUUCUGCUGCCUGUACGCUUGGAGCUGUGCAUCGUGCUCUUCUGCAUCCCGCUGCUCAUCUGCACUUUCUGCUACAUCAACUUCAUUUGCAUCCUGUCGCGUUUGCCAAACAUUGGCAGACGGAGGAAGCUUCGAGCCAUUGGACUUGCCUUGGGCACGCUGCUGGUGUUCGCUCUGUGCUUUGGACCCUACAACGUCUCGCACGUGGUCGGAUUCAUCACCAGACGCAGCCCUGAAUGGAGGGACAAGGCGCUGCUACUCAGCACUUUCAAUGCCUGCCUGGAUCCACUCAUCUUUUACCUGUCGUCGGCAGCCGUCCGGAGCAUGUUGGCAUCAGUGGCGCAGGGUGUGUGGCACAAAAUAAAGGCAGGUUGUCUUUAUGUUUUUUUCUGCUGGAGGCUGAGAAACAACGAGCACGAAAGCACUAAAACCACAUUUCCAAUUCCGGCCGAGAUUAACAUUCUUUGACAGAAAUUGUUGGUGAGAACAGGAUUCCAGAAUCCUUCCGGGAAUAACGAUGCAAGCAUUUCAUCUGAAUUUUCUUUUUAUCCCCAAAGGAACAAUUAUACGGCGCAUGGAAUAGCUGGGGAUUUGUAACUUAGCUCAAAAAGACACUAAGAUGACACUUCAGGCAGCAAAAUCCGC
This is a messenger RNA of Clarias gariepinus (North African catfish), 1302 nucleotides long. RefSeq names its product free fatty acid receptor 3. NCBI's taxonomy places the organism in Eukaryota, Metazoa, Chordata, Actinopteri, Siluriformes, Clariidae. Gene Ontology annotation, molecular function: G protein-coupled receptor activity. The record is from RefSeq and is a predicted model, not a curated record. The transcript is spliced from 2 exons. Gene Ontology annotation, cellular component: plasma membrane. The coding region runs from base 145 to 1125 and encodes 326 amino acids. Gene Ontology annotation, biological process: cellular response to fatty acid; G protein-coupled receptor signaling pathway.